Messenger RNA from Liolophura sinensis, 1406 nucleotides. RefSeq names its product CCN family member 1-like. The transcript is spliced from 5 exons. Bases 23 to 952 code for a protein of 309 amino acids. The record is from RefSeq and is a predicted model, not a curated record. Gene Ontology annotation, cellular component: extracellular matrix; extracellular region. Gene Ontology annotation, molecular function: heparin binding; integrin binding. Gene Ontology annotation, biological process: signal transduction; positive regulation of cell differentiation; cell adhesion. NCBI's taxonomy places the organism in Eukaryota, Metazoa, Mollusca, Polyplacophora, Chitonida, Chitonidae.
GCAAAUAACGUACAACUCUACGAUGGACUUGGACUGUCGCCUCCCGUGUAACUGUGCCAUCAAGGAGCUGAAAUGUCGACUUGGUGUCAAUAUCAUCCAAGAUGGCUGCGGAUGUUGUAACAUGUGUGCUCGCCAGCAGGGGGAGCUGUGUAACAGAAAGUUUCGUUGUGACGACAGAAAAGGUCUCUACUGUGACGGCUCGGAAGAUGGACAAGGCGUCUGUAAAUCCAAAACGUCCCGUCCUUGUUACGUCAAAGGUAUAAUGUACGAGGAUGGGGAACAGUUUAAACCCGACUGUUCCAGACUGUGUACCUGUCAGAACGGCCAGUACGGCUGUAUAUCACUGUGCCCUCAGGAAGAGAAGAGACCCUCCCUGACCAGCUGCUCGAACCCCCGCCUGAUGAUCAUUAACGGACGCUGCUGCCGGGAAUGGACUUGCGAUACGGGCAAACAGCAGAACGACUACGCUCCCACUUACGACUUCGCGCAGAAUCUCGUCUUGCAAUCUCCUCUAACCGCCUCACCGAUCGUUGUGACGUCACGUCCGCCGUGCAAAAUUCAGACGACAAAAUGGAGUCCCUGCUCAGUCACGUGCGGAGCUGGAAUGUCAGUACGCAUGACAAAUGAUAACUACGUCUGUAAACCAGUUCAACAAACCCGAUUGUGUUACUUACGGCCCUGUGGUGUAGAAGUUCAUACAGAGGGCCGAGACAAAUGUACACCAACGACGAAAAGCCGGGACAAACACCGAAUUCUUUACCAAGACUGCCGAAGCGUCAAGAAGAGGACUCUCAAAUUUUGCACGACAUGUAAAAAGAAUCGUUGUUGUUACCCAGCUAAAGUCAAGACUGUCAUGCUGGAAUUCGAAUGUAGCGGAGGACGCAGGGAGUUCUUCAGUUUCAUGUGGAUCAAAAAAUGUCAGUGUAGUAAAAAGUGCUACGCAAACGCCUAAAGGUGGCAGCGUAUGCGCAUUAAAACCAAGUGUAUCUGUCAUCAUCGUGGAGAUGAGCCAUUACGAAACACGGAUGCAAGAGGGUCGCCUCAGCUAAAUAACUCUACAGUACUAGAAAAUUUUCAAAUUUUACCUGCAAGCUGGAUGAAUUAAUAAUAUUUUGUUUGAAAACUGCAGCACUAAGUUUAGCUUUGUUAAACCUUGAAGGCGGAAAGUUUUGACCCUUAGAGAGCAGUUGAGGUCGCAAAAAGGUUAGGUAAAGCAGUUCUGUAUUCUUAAAAGCGAGAUGAUGACAUAACCAUGAAAUAUACAAAUACUCAUCGCCUCCACAAAUUCUGAUGUGGCAAAUUUUUGCAUCCGACCUUCGACAUUAUUUGUCGCUACUCUCUUUUUUAUGACGUCAUAACCACUUGUAGUUACUAAAAAAAAAGGCCGAAAGGCGUUAAGGCGGAAG